AAUGAAAUAGGAACAUGCGUACUUUUAUAUAUUGAAAAUCUUGUACUAAAGUCAGUCAAUGUUCAAGAUUUAGACUUAACAUUCUAUUCCGACAACUGCUGUGGACAGCAAAAAAAUAAAUAUAUACUAUCAAUGUAUUAUUAUGCGGUUCAGAAAUACAAUUUACGAAGCAUUACACAUAAAUAUUUAAUUCAAGGCCACUCUCAAAAUGAAGGAGAUAACGUACAUAGUGUAAUAGAAAGACAAAUAAAAAGACAUUUAGGUAGCAAACCGAUAUAUAUACCAGAUCAAUAUAUCACGUUAAUAGCAACCGCCAAAAAGACUGGUCCACCAUACACAGUUCACGAAUUAUCGCAUAAUGAAUUUUACGACCUGAAGUUACUACAAGAAGAAUGGGGUCAACAUUUUUUUCUAAAUGAGGCCAACCACAAAGUUAAUUGGCGUAACAUUAAAGUUCUACGCGUGGAUAAGGACAACAUUGACUCUUUUUUUUAUAAAACGUCGUAUAAGGACACAGAGUUUAUAAAAGUCAAUGUACAAAAAAACAACUUAAAGUCUACUGAAUAUUGGAAUAGCUACAACCUACGCCCUCUUUAUUUGGAAAAUUUGCCUUUAUCAGAAGUUAAAAAACGAGAUAUAGGAGACCUGGUCAAAAAGAACAUUAUUCCAAAGAGUUUUUAUGAGACAUACUAUAAAAACUUAAUAGACACUUAAUUUAAGUUUAAUUCAUUGAUAAUUUUUUUUUAAUAAGCAAUAACUUUUGUUUCGAAUUACUGGAAAUGAAU
Messenger RNA from Rhagoletis zephyria (snowberry fruit fly), 785 nucleotides. RefSeq lists its product as uncharacterized. Lineage: Eukaryota; Metazoa; Arthropoda; Insecta; Diptera; Tephritidae. The record is from RefSeq and is a predicted model, not a curated record.